Messenger RNA from Pomacea canaliculata, 4962 nucleotides. Its product is annotated as 5-phosphohydroxy-L-lysine phospho-lyase-like. Bases 503 to 2119 code for a protein of 538 amino acids. The transcript is spliced from 11 exons. The record is from RefSeq and is a predicted model, not a curated record. NCBI's taxonomy places the organism in Eukaryota, Metazoa, Mollusca, Gastropoda, Architaenioglossa, Ampullariidae. Gene Ontology annotation, molecular function: transaminase activity; pyridoxal phosphate binding. Gene Ontology annotation, cellular component: mitochondrion.
GUUUGAAAUAGGCGGCAGAGCUCGCAGAUGCAGCGGGGAAGUGUAUAGACAAGUGCAUGUUCGAACAACGUAUGGCAGCUGUUGGCAAUAUUCCACUUUAAUGGCUAAUUGCGUCAUCGGUGAUCGAUUCGCCUAAUUGGGCCUGGGACGAUUCUGCCUUCGCUGUUGGGUCGAUGUGGUCUUACUUGGGACGAUACUGUCAUGGCUCAGACGAUUUGACUACGGCAAAGGGGUCACAUGGUCUUGGGGCGAAAUGACCUGUGAUGCUGACCCCUCCCCCUCACACAUGUCGACGGGGAGGAGGAGGCGGCAGACGACAGAUAUAUAUCAAUUGGAAUGCAAUUUUUAUAUACGGUGAACUACGAUCGCAUCUCUACAAUUAUAAAACGAUUGCCUGACUCAGCACAGGCAAGUAAUGUAGACUCCCGAAAGGGAGUCCUUUGUUUAAAUUUAGAACCAUGCCAACCAAUAGGAUUCCACGAAGUACGAGGUGGACGCCUUCAUGUCGCAAUCAACAAAGGGUGAUCACUCGUGCUUCACUUCAGCAGAUCAAACACAAGACGUGCACAGGCGGACAGCGACCAUGAGCGUUUUGGAAAAGUCACGAACGCUUGAACUGAGGAAGCGAUACAUCGGAAAGUCAUGCAGCCUUUUCUUCAAGUCAGAUCCUGUAAAGAUUGUGCAGGCCUCAGGGCAGUACAUGUAUGAUGAGGUUGGCAACAAGUACCUGGACUGCAUCAACAAUGUCUGCCACGUGGGCCAUUGCCACCCACAGGUGGUUCGAGCCGGUGCAGAGCAGAUGCAGCAGGUGAACACUAACUCACGUUUUUUGCACGACAACAUGGUGCUUCUGGCACAGAGAAUUACUGCCACAAUGCCUGAAAAACUGUCGGUUGUGUACUUCGCCAAUUCUGGGUCUGAAGCAAAUGACUUGGCUUUACAGCUGGCGAUGCACCACAGCAAAAACACAGAAAUUCUCACCUUGGACAGGGCUUAUCAUGGUCAUUUGGUAUCGUUGAUCAACAUCAGCCGUUACAAGUUGGAUUGCAUGGUUAACAAUGUUCAUAAGCAGCCUGACUAUGUGCAUGUGGUGCCUUGCCCUGACGUCUACAGAGGCAAGCUUCGUGACUGUGACUUUCCAGGAGAGGACUUGGGAAAGAAAUACGCUGAAGAAGUGGACAAGAUCAUCAAAGACAUACAUGACAAGGGCAAGGGUGUCUGCUGCUUUAUUGCUGAGUCCAUGCAGAGCUGUGGGGGUCAGAUCAUUUACCCCCCAGGCUACCUAAGCAGGGUCUAUGAAUCAGUAAGAAAAGCAGGAGGUGUGUGUGUUGCUGAUGAAGUGCAGGUGGGGUUUGGGCGUGUUGGAACCCACAUGUGGUCAUUUCAAGUUGAUGGUGUUGUACCUGAUAUUGUAACCAUGGGCAAACCUAUGGGCAAUGGACAUCCAGUGGCUGCUGUGGUGACAACAGCUGAAAUUGCUGCAAAUUUCCAGGCUUGUGGUAUUGAAUAUUUCAACACGUAUGCCGGCAACCCUGUGUCGUGUGCUAUAGCGCUUGCUGUGUUGGACGUCAUUAGAGACGAACACCUCAUGGAACAUGCUCUUGAAGUGGGUGGGUAUCUCAAAGCUGAGGCAUUGCGAUUGAUGGAAAAACAUCCUACUAUUGGUGAAGUGAGGGGUCGUGGUCUGUUUCUGGGGUUGGAUCUGGUGAAGGACCGCACAACCCGAGAACCUCAUACUGAAGCUGCCACUUAUAUACUCUUCAGAAUGAAACAAGACCAUAUUCUGCUAAGCCAAGAUGGCCCCCACUGCAAUGUAAUCAAGUUCAAACCUCCGAUGCCUUUCAGUUGUGAAGACGUGGACCUGGUAAUGAAAAUAAUGGAUACUGUUCUUACAGAAAUUGAGACAGGCAGUGUAGACCUUACAAUGCCUGGCAUGAAAUGUGGGACAGCUGCUGGUGCUCAGCCCAGUGAGGGAGAGGAUUUUUCACCCUCCACAAAGCGACCAAAAAUGCUUGGUGAAGGAUUUGACACAGAGAAGCACCUUGGUGAGGUUGGAGGUAUCAAUGGUGAUGCCACAAAGUUUGUAAAGCCUUCAACAAAGAGUACUGAAGUGCAUUAGGAAUUUAUUUUUUUUCUGCAGGGCAGUUAUACUAGUGAUUUUGGCCAAGAUGGCCAUCAGAAAUAAUUAUUUUUGUUAAAAUAUUUUUGGAGUUAAAAUAGACUAUUAAUUUAAAGUCAUAACUCAGAAAGGAUUACAAUGUUUUAUCUAGUUAAAAAAGAGCAAUCUAUUGACUAAAUGCUGAUAUUUAGACUCGCGUAAAUUUAUUUUGCAUGCUGGCAUAUUAAAUUAUCAAAGUACAUCUGUAUCUAAUCAUAGACAACUUUUUUUGGUUUUAAUAAGUGUUACCUAUUUUUUUUCCUUUUACAUAAGCAGAAUGCAUUUUUGAAUGCUCUUUAUUUUUAGGAUGUCAACCCCAGAAAGCAGUUUGCUGUUAAGGACAUAAUGAUAUUAAUAAUGUAAUUUGCAUUAAGGUAUAAAGUGUACUUAUGCUAUCAUAUUUUAUGGGUGUUUGGCAACACUCAAAUGUCCCAAAACUUGUGAUAAUUCUGUGUGUAUGUAUCAAUCGUCCUUGACCGGCACCUGUCAUUGGGGGGAGCACAUGGAUAGUGAACCUUAUCUUAUGGCUAUGCCAGAUCCUGUCUAGCUUGGCCAUUGCCGCUGUUGCUAUCAUGAUACUAAUGCGGAUAUGUGGAGUGGAGCUGCCGUCCUUGGAGAGGGUGGCUCCCAAGUAUUCAAAGCUGAUUACCUCUUCGAGCUGUACCCCGUUCAUAUAGAUCUCUGGUUUGCAGGUGCCAUCGAUCAUUACUUUGCACCUUUCAGUGCUGGUCUCCAUUCCAUAUACAUUUGAACUGUCUCAACCUGUUGGUGAGGUCUUGCAGUUUUUAAUUAGUACCUGCUAACAGAUCUAUGUUGUCUGGAAAGUGUAGAUUGAAAAUCGGCCUUCCACCAAUUGAGAUGGAAGUAUGAUGGUAGUGGAGAACAUCGAGCAUGUUCUCCAAGAAGAUAUUAAACAGCACUGGUGAUAGGGGACACGUUUGACGUUCGCGGAAGCCCACGCCGUACUCACAUCUGUACCACAGUUUUUGGCUGUCAUCCGUUCUUCUUUCUCCAGAUCCUGUCCAUCUGACCUCCGCCAGUCCCACCGGUACCGUUUUAACUCGUUGGUGAGUUGUUGCACUUUGCGGCACUGGUGUAGUGUGCGCACGUUCCCGGUGCCAAUAGAUGAUUCCUGACCCUCUCUCAGCUAGAUUUCUGCUUUGGUUUCUGUUUUGGCUCCAGUAGUACAUUUCUUGCUGACCCCACGCUGAAGUGGGAGCGCGGUCGUUGUUGAUCCUGGCCUCGAUCCGGCAUGCUGUCUCUUUUGCGGCGUACAUCCAUAGUCCUAACAUUGAGCAUUAAACACUUGGUAACGCUCAAGUCUUCUCCGUGAACCACAGCCGGUCAUGAACACGUAGGCGCUGGGCCCUGGCCGGUGCUUUCAUCGUGGAAAGUCUUUGCCCGCUAAUGCCCUAUUAGUAUCAGGAUUUUCUGUAGGAGUUUACUCCCUUAGCCAUCAUCUUCCCCAAGAUUUCUCCCAAGGCAGUGAGGCCAUUUUUUCGUUGCUAGGAUUGUAGUGCAAAAAUGGCGGUGGCGGCGACCACACUGUCUUUUAAAGUAGUCACGUGGUCUUUAAACUAGUGUUUGUGUGAGUGCAUACAUCUACGUUUGCAUAUGUAUACUCCUAAGUGGAGCAUACAUUUCCUUUCCUCUAAGAAGAAAUACCAUAAAAUAAAAAUAACAAGUGCAACAGAACUGAGAACAUUACUGAGCAUCAGUAAUUGCUAAAUGAUUUGCAGAGCUAAGUUUGAAAAGAAAUUGUGUAAAGAAGCUAGAUACAUGGUUGGAGGGAGGACAUGAGGAUACAGAAUCAUAAACCCUUUAAAAAAAAUUUAUAGAUUUUUAAAAGCAGAUACAUUCUUUUUAUUCUUACUUUUUUGGUUAAAAAUGUUCUUACAGAUUUUUUAGCUUUUAAAAUGGGUAACUUAGCAGAAAAGGUUACAUGAUAAUGAAACUAGUGCUGAAUUUCAAAAGAUAAAUGAAGACUUAAACAAAAAAUUCUCUGCUGAAUAUUGUGUGCAAGAAUCUCAAGGUGCGGCCAUGCUAAAUGGCAGAAAAGACCUUAUAAAUUAUUUCCAGCAUGUUUAAUGAAGAUCUGGUUUUUUAUGAGGAAGUUAUAUAUAUAUUUUUUAGUGUGGAGAACUGAAAACAGAGAAAUUAAGUAUUAUGUAGGCAAAUGACAUCCUCCAUCUCAUUUAGUUUGCCUUGCUGUGGACACUAAAUGAACACACUGGAAUGAAAUCUACAGGAGUGUGCAUUAUAUGCAUAUAGAGUCAAUAGAAAUAUUUUUCCCUUUUUUUGCCUUUUUGGGCUUGUUUUCAAAUGUAACUGCAUGGUGUUGGAAAUGUUUUGGAAGGAUGAUUUCUGUAAUGAAUUACAUUUAUCAUUAAAGCAUACAUCUCAUAUUAUUUACACAGGUACGAGAUUGAAACAUUGUUUCCUUGCCAUAGUUUGCAAUAUUAUUAAACUCAUGAUCUGAUCUGAUUAGUUGUCUGAACUUUAAAGGCUGCUUGUAUAUGUACAAUUCUUAAGCAAAGCCAACUAUCUAUUUCUUUCUUAAAAGUUUUAGGAUAUGUGAUAUUGAGUCUUGGUACUAGAUGACACAACUUUGCUAACACUAGGACAAAUCUGUAGGAAGAAAAAUAAUGUAGAUUAACACAGGAUCAUAUGGAGUUUGACUGAUUUUCCUUACUUAAAUAUUUUCAAUUUGGCUUUUGUUUGUAAGUCGUUAUUUUAACAGUUUGCAUUACAGAACUCUUUAGUUUUAGAGUCAAUUAUUAAUAAAACUUUUGUAUAGUCUGCAG